AUUUUUGAAUACAUAAAAUCUUGGUAUUAUGCCAUCAUUUUACUGUUUCUCAUUACUUUUAGAGAAAUAGCAAUUAUAAUAUAAACAAUCGGUUAUUGAUUUGAUACUAAAUUUUUUUCUUUAUAUCUCCUCUUCUAAAUAAAAAAAGUUUUGGUUAAAAUCCGUGAAGUGCGUUUUUGGUUGCAUUGUUAUUACGCGGUGUAUUAAAAGCCCACAGAACAUAUAUAAUAAUUGUUAAAAUUGUUGACCGCUUCCCGCGAUGUCGAUUGGCUGCGAUUGAGAUCGCGCGCGCGCGACAGCCGACAGCUCGCGUUUUGACGAGCGGUGAACGGUGAGGUUAAGUGCGUGGUGGCCGUUGGUGAGGUUGUGUGUGUAGUGUGUUCAACCGCUUGAGGUAAAGAGCCUGGUUGUUCCACCUUUUGGUGGAACAACCGGGCCAAAGUCAAACCUGCAAAACGUAGAACAACUGCGGGCCAAGGUCUGCAAAAGGUGGCAAAAGGUUCGAUCACAAACAAAUGCCUCUGCCAAUCAGUGAGAAAUAUUAUCAAAUUAUGCAAAGUAAUGCAGAUAAGUUGAAUUCUGCAAUAAUAUAUGAUAGAGAUUUUAAUUAUAGUUAUGUUAAUCUUUAAAAUGAUGGAAAGAAUGAUCACUUGUUAAAAGUGAAUGGAAAAAUUGUUGAGAGAGCACAUGUUAAUGCAAGUUGCUGUAGAUAUUCACAGCAAAGAUUAAGAUUAUUGAAACAUAUAUUUUAUGUCGAUGCAAUAUUUCGUACAUGCUAUACAGACAAUAAAUACUGCAUAUGCCGUUACACAUCAAAUAGCUAGUUUAUUUUUAUUGACAAAAAAUGUUCGGUGACAGCAUUGAUGCAAUAUUGAAUACAUAGGAAUGAUUUGCUAUUCUCUAUCAUCAUGAUGGCGAAGUAGGUUUCGUGCAUUGAAUUCGGGCAAAGAUAUGCCUAUAAGAGGCACAGAGAGUGUGUCGGAUGGAUUGGUACCUAUGUUAAAAGUGUAUAAUACAGCUAUUGAGACUGUCUCCAAAAUAGGUAAAAAUGAAGGAUCGAUUACUGUAUAUUUAUGCUGAUAUCUUUGAAUUCUUGGAUCUCAAAAGAAGUGCGAGGAGCAGUUUUGAGAACAUAUGUUAUAGGUUGUGGACUCCACAUUUCAAUGAAGUUUUCAUCAUGAAACGCGUUUGUGAUGAUGUAUCUAACCUAAUUUGUCCGCAUGAGUGCCCUGUAUUAAUUGAAACUUGGGGUGAUGAAUUUGAAGCUUUGUGUACCAGAUAUAAAAAAAAGGAUAGGUUCUCGAAGACAAGUUAAAGCCAAGGAAUUGAUGAGGUUUCUCAUCAUUCAAAUACAAUUUGAAACAGGAGUACCAUAUAUGCAGUUUUUAAAGUUGUAAUCGCAAAUUAAAUUGUCAGAAUCUGGGUACAAUUGAAUACAAUAGUUUCUCUACUGAAGAACUUCCAAUGAAGUUGUCAUGUGUAACAUAUGGCUUCAAUCGCUGUCAACAUGUUUAUGAAUUCUACUUUCUAAAGUUCUCAUAAAAAACUUUCAAUUUUUAUAAACUUAACAAAGUAGCGAAAAUUGUUACCUACAAUUGGGAUAAAAUGAUUGGUAUUAAUUUUUAUUUUCUGCCAGAGGUGAAAUUGUUAUGUGAUACACACAGGUCUAUCGGUAUUAUUGUACAAGGAUUAGCAGAUGCAUUGAUUUCAAUGAGAUACUCAUUUGAAAGUAACAAAGCUAAGGAACUCAACGUCCAUAUUUUUGAGACUUUAUUAUGGCGCUCUAGAAACAAGUUGUGAAAUGGUUACUGAAAAGGUCCUGAUGAGUCAUAUGAAGGGCAAUCCAGUCAGUAAAUGUGUAUGUAUUUAAAGUAAAUAUUAUUCUAUUAUCUCUUACAAUAGUGAAUUUACUAAAUUAAAGUAUCUGUGAUUUUAUUUGAAUCUAGUAAAUUUGUUCACUUGUGAAAGUGAACAAGGUUAUUACAUUUUGACGAAUAAAAUUGCAGAUAUCUGCAGCGAAUUUCCUCAUUCGGAAUUUUAAUAAGUGGUACGUGAGAAAUAAUGUUUAAAAUAACUUUUUUGAUAUUAAAAUGAAUAUAUUGUCCUAGUUCUAAAGUCAUUAUAUCAACAGGAAUACGAGGUGUGUGAAUAAAAGUUUUGCAACUUUGUGGUACAUUUGAUAAACAUUCAUGUGUUGUUCAAACUUUAAGUAUUUCAUCAUUCUGUUUAAGAGAAUUAUUAUUAGUUAUUAUUAGCAAAACAUAGCGCCAAUUUUUUCUUAAAUAUUUCUCUCUCAUAAUGAUCAAUGUACAUUCGAUGAAUUAUUAUCAUACUUAUAACUCUUUUGAUUUAUAUUGAUGUAUCCUUAUCACUAUUUUAAUCUGUUAGUAUAUUUUCAAAUAAAACAUGUCACUAUAUUAAAAGAUAUUAUUACUAUAUAUAUACAUAAUAAAUUCUCGCUAAAUUUAAGCGGUUAGAAACUAAUAAUUGUUAUAAAGAUUCGAAUUACUAAAUUGUUUUAUUCAUUAUUGAUUGCCUUAAAUUUGGCAAUUCCUGUUUUCAUCGCAAAAGGACUCUAAUAUCACGUCGAAUUGGUAUUUUAUUCCUGCGAAAAAGCAUUAGGUCUGUUCUUUUCAGCUGAGCUUCUUGCACCAUUUAGCUUUCCUCUCUUUUAAUCCAACAAGUAAAUAAAAAAAGGAAAGAUGCACGGAGCAAGAAGUUCACAAAAGAACAAACCUAACCAUUAUUUCAGAAAGGUGUGCGUUCGAUGUAUUUUGAUGUCCGACUUCUCUCAGCACUUUACGACAACAUUUUUUUUUAGUUUUAACAUUAAUUGUUGAUUGGACUUUUCCCAUUUGAAAUUUUGUAUUAACAAAACGUAGCUAGACUUUGUAGGUAUCGUAAGUAUGGAUACAUUGAAGUGUAAAAUACAAUUGGGUCGUUGUUACGGUCGAAAACCUUAUCAAAAAUUGUCUACAAGACAAAAACAAAGAAUAAUUUCUAGAAUAGAGAUUAAUAAUAUAUCAAGUGAGAAAACUUCUGCAGUUAAUGAAAACUCUUAUAACCAAGACGUAUCUGAUGAAGUAAUAAAUAAUUCUUUUAAUAAUGACAUAUUAUUUGAAAAUAUUUCAAUAGAUGAAAAUAGUGACAAAGACAUUUCGAUAGACGAAAAUAAUGAAAAAGAUACAUCAAUAGAUCAAAAUUGUGAUAACUAUGAUAAUAAUUUGGAUGUACAUAAUCAUUAUAAUAAUAGAGAAAUAUUUAAGAAAAAAUUGGCGCAAUGUUUUGUUACAAAUAAUAUUUCUCUUAAACAGGGUGAUGAAAUACUUAAAGUUUUAAGAACGCAUGAAUGUUUAACAAAUCUACCACGAAGUUGCAAAACUCUUAUUCAUACACCUCGUAGUCCUGUUGAUAUAAAGACUUUAGAACCAGGACAAUAUGUUCAUUUUAAUAUCAAAAAAGUUAUUUUAGAAAUUAUUUCUCACAUACCACAUAGUAAAAUUCCUAAUGUUUUAUUAUUAGAUUUUAGUACAGAUGGAGUAAGUUUAUACAAAGCAUCAAAUGUGGUACUUUGGCCAAUACAUAUUCGAAUUAUUAACAUCCCUUUUAGUACACCUGCACUUGUUGGUCUUUACAAAGGUUACAAGAAGCCUAAUAAUGCUACAGCUUUUUUUCUACCAUUUAUUUCUGACAUUAAAAAAUUAUUAAGACAUAGAUUGAAAUUUAAUGAAAUGGUUAUAUCCAUUCAAUUGCGGUGUUUCGUAGCAGAUGCACCUGCUCGAGCAUUUAUUUUAAAUCAUGUUGGCCAUAAUGCAUUUUCACCUUGUUCAAAAUGUACUGUACAAGGACAAAAUAUCGGACAUCGCAUGGUUUUCCUUAAUAGUAAAUGUACUUUUAGAUCAGAUGACAAAUAUCGUAUGCUUGCUUAUAAAAAGCACAAUUUAGGCGAAACUCCGUUAUCGCAACUUCUAAAUGAUUUAAUAAAUCAGGUACCAUUUGAAAGUAUGCACUUAGUAUAUCUUGGAGUUGCAAAAAAAAUAUUAGUGGCACUUAUUACAGGUGAAUACAAUAAGAAAAUUAAACUAAAGUCAUCAGAAACAAAGUUAUUAUCCAGUCAUUUAGAAUUAAUACAAAAAUAUUGUCCUACUGAAUUUUCACGUCGACAAAGAAAUCUUACCGAAUAUGUUCGCUAUAAAGCUACUGAAUAUAGACAAUUUUUGUUAUAUACCGGCCCAGUUAUCUUUUAUAACUUAUUAGAUAAAUCAAUCUACUUACAUUUUCUGAUGUUAACUACUGCUAUUCGAAUUCUGAAUUUACCCAUACUUAGUGAACAGUUAUUAACAUUUGCCGACAUUGCAUUAAAAAAAUUCGUAGAAAGAUGUCCUUACAUUUAUGGAGUAAAAUUUAUGUCAUACAAUGUUCAUGGCUUAUUACACAUAACUGAAGAUGUACGACGUUAUGGACCAUUAGAUAGUUUUUCUGCUUUUGCAUAUGAAAAUGAAAUGUCGAAGUACAGAAAAUUAUGCAGAAAACCUGAUUUACUUUUGGAACAAAUUUUUAAUCGAAUGGAUGAACAAAAGAAAAACGAUGCGAAUCAUCAUUUAAAUGACCCUGAAAUUCUAAUUGCACGUAAAAAACAUUUCAACGGUCCGACAUAUUCAUCCGAAUUUGAGCAAUAUAAAACUAUUGAAGUAAAAAAUACAGUUUUUAGUACUUCAUUGAGAAAUAAUUGUUGCAUGUUACACGAUUUGUCAAUAUGUAUAAUUAUUAAUAUUUAAAAAAAAAACGAUACCAUAAUGUUUGCAAUAAAAAAAUUUAAAAAUACAACUAGUUUUUUUAAUAUUGGAAUACCUUCAUCAGAAAUUGGUUUUUUUCAAUGUAGUAAUUUAACUGAUGAAAUAUUUUUUGUGUCACUCCAAGAGGUUAAAUCUAAGUGUUUUCGAAUGCCUUUGCAACUAGUAAAUACUGAAACAAACAGUAAUAUUGCCAUUUUUCCUAAUAAUAUAAAUCAUAACGAUGACAUUCUCCUUCAAUCAAAGCAAUAUGUUGUAUGUACAAUGCAACAUUUUUUCUGAUGGAUAAAAUUUAUUAAAUUCAAAAUUUUUAAAUAUAUUUUGUCUUUAUAUUGUUAGACAUGGUCGCGACUCACUUUUCUUAUUUUUUUAAAAACAAGUAACUUUGUCUCACUUUAGAAAAAAAAGGUUCCAUAUAUUAUGUUUCUUACUUGUUUUCCGAAAUUUUUUAUUGACUUUUACUUUGUGAUUAAUAUUUUCAAUCUCAUAAAUUUAUUAUAAGACAGUACAUAAUAUAAUUAGUACAUAAUAGGUUAUUUCAUUUUUAACAUACAAUUUUCCAAGAAAACUUUCUUUUUUUACUCAUUUUUUUUAGAUAAACUUACUAUUCUCAUUUAUUUUUGAACCAUAAAACUCACUUUUCUCACAAUUUUUGAGCAACUGACUUGCGCCCAUGUCUGUAUUUUGAUUAAUUUGUAUGUU
Molecule: messenger RNA, 5495 nt
Organism: Solenopsis invicta (red fire ant)
Lineage: Eukaryota; Metazoa; Arthropoda; Insecta; Hymenoptera; Formicidae
Exons: 6
Coding region: 2907-4778 (623 amino acids)
Source: RefSeq, a predicted model, not a curated record